AGUCAUUUGUCUUCUUUUUUCUUUCUCCUCCUCCGCCUCCUCUCUUCCUCCUCAAUAGCCUCAAAAUUGGUACCUUAGCCAAUCUCCUCCUCUGAUUUUGGCUCAUCUCAUCACGAAGACUGCUUAGUCCUCUAGUUCUAGUUCGAUUUUAGAAAGCGAUUUCUUAUGGGUUUUUCAGAUUACCGACCAGAAUUUCUUGGGUAAAUUGUAAAUUUAUCUCUUUAAACAUUUUGUAGGUUCUCUUCCAUUCCUUGAUUGAUUUUGCAUUCCUUUGUCAAAGUGGUGGUGACAUAGGCAGUUUUAUCUUUUCUUGAAGAAAUCAAUUUUUUUGGGUUUUCGUCGACUUGAUCUGGUUUUUUUUGACUCGAUUGGUUUCUUAUCGUCGAUAACCCUCAAUCUUUUUUUAUAUCUUUAGAUCUUGGGUUGAAUUUCUCUCACCUCAAAUCCCUAGCUGCCUAUGUCAUCGAUGCUUCACCUUGUCAAUUGAUUCUCCACCGCCAAACCCAUCAGAUUCUAUCUCGCGCGGCAAUUGGGAGACCAAUUGGCUUCAAUAUUGCCACCGAUUGAUCAGUCGGGCUUCUUCUAUCGUUGUCCCUCUCAAUUUCAUCUCCAAAUCAGCUUCUCAGAGUAGUUCACUGGCACAAGAGUCUAUCAAGUGUGGGAGUUGAUGUUUUCGUACUAUAAGCUUUCCCCUCCAAAGUCCCGAAACUCUGCAAAACUAUCUCAAAAUCCUGAAACUACCCUCAAACCCCGAUGAUGGAAGAAUCAUCAUCAAAGAAACAACGAUCUGAUCAAUCCCACAACUCCUCAACCCGACCCGACCCGAUCCUCCAAAAACCACCGGAAUCAUCACCAGCCACGAAAUUCUCAUUCCCGAGACUCCUCCUCUGGUUCGAUCAAUCAAAUCGCGUUAAAACUCUUCUCUCAUGGUCCAUCUUCUUCCUCCUCGCCGUCAUCGUCCCAAUGAUCUCACACUUCGUGCUACGUUGCGCCGACUGCGAUUUCAAACACCGCCGGCCUUAUGACGGUUUGGUUCAGCUCUUGUUAUCGAUCUUCGCAGUUAUCUCGUUCGUUAGUCUCUCGGAUUGGUCCAAGAAGUAUGGAAUCCGAAGGUUCCUCUUCUUCGAUAAGCUUAAAGAUGUGAACGAUAAAGUUAGGAUCGGAUACGAAGCUGAGAUCCAGAGAUCAAUGAAGCUACUAGCUAUCUUCAUCCUUCCAUCGGUAACGCUACAAGCUAUCUAUCGUAUCUGGUGGUAUGCUUCAGGCUUCAACCAAAUCCCUUACAUCAUAAACCCAAUGCUGAGCCAUGUCUUAGCCUGUACACUUCAGCUCUCAUCUUGGCUUUACCGUACAUCACUCUUCAUCAUCGCUUGUAUCCUUUACCAAAACAUCUGCCACCUUCAGGUCCUCCGUCUCGAUGAGUUCGCCCGCUGCUUCGCCUCUGAGAUCACUGAUUUUAGUUCCAUACUCGCCGAGCAUCUCAAAAUCAGGCGUGAGCUGAAGGUUGUAAGUCACCGUUUCAGGCGAUUCAUUGUUUUGUCAUUGUUCUUUGUCACUGCCACUCAGUUCAUGGCUUUGCUUACCACCAUUAGAGCUAGUGUUCCCUUUAAUAUCUAUGAAGUUGGCGAGCUUGCGUUAUGCUCCAUAAGCUUGGUGUCAGGGCUAUUCAUAUGCUUAAAAAGUGCAACGCAAAUGACUCACAAAGCUCAAUCUGUAACGAGCAUCGCCACAAAGUGGAACGUUUGCGCCUCUUUAGAUACAUUUGAUGUUCUUGAUGAUGGAGAGACUCCUAAAUGUCCAACGACGAUACAACAUUCUCAGAUUUUAUCGCGUCGUCGUAAUGUUAUUCAAUCAUCUGAUGAUGAUGAAGAAGGAGAAGGAGAUCACGAUGAUAUUGAGAUACAUCCAAUCUAUGCCAGCGCCGUUUGUGCUCAGAAACGUCAAGCUCUAGUGACCUAUCUAGAGAACAACAGAGCUGGGAUCACAGUUUACGGAUUCUUGGUGGAUAAAACAUGGUUGCGUAUGAUCUUCAGCAUCGAGCUUGCUCUUCUACUAUGGCUGCUCAAAAAGACAAUCGUGAACAUAACAUGAAAACGAAACGAGUGUUCUUGCUUUCUCUCAUAACACACACCAAAUUUGAAACAGAGAUGUGUUCUUUUUUUCACCAAGGCUGCCGUAUAACAGGUUUUUUUUGUACCAUGUAUGUCUGUAUAGAAAUGUUUGGUAGUUUAUUUUUUUCAGUGUUAUAUAUACUGUAUGUGUAUCCAACUCAUAUUUAUUGGUUAUGAAAAACAGGUUUAAAAAUA
Molecule: messenger RNA, 2306 nt
Organism: Camelina sativa (false flax)
Lineage: Eukaryota; Viridiplantae; Streptophyta; Magnoliopsida; Brassicales; Brassicaceae
Source: RefSeq, a predicted model, not a curated record